Messenger RNA from Osmerus eperlanus (European smelt), 2070 nucleotides. It is a transcript of the gene prkar1ab, whose product is annotated as protein kinase, cAMP-dependent, regulatory, type I, alpha (tissue specific extinguisher 1) b. The transcript is spliced from 11 exons. Gene Ontology annotation, molecular function: cAMP-dependent protein kinase regulator activity. The record is from RefSeq and is a predicted model, not a curated record. Gene Ontology annotation, cellular component: cAMP-dependent protein kinase complex. Gene Ontology annotation, biological process: regulation of protein phosphorylation. Bases 188 to 1330 code for a protein of 380 amino acids. Lineage: Eukaryota; Metazoa; Chordata; Actinopteri; Osmeriformes; Osmeridae.
CGUCAAUGACAGCUCGCGAUUGGUCCUUAGCCGUAUCCGGUGGGGCAGCGGUCCAGGGUUUGGGAAAAAUCGAAGCUAGUAUUUGAUACGCUUGGAGAAAUACCAUCUACACCAGGACAGUACCAUUGGGCUCGGUUAGAAGUUGCAGAUUUUUUCUCUGAGGUUGUAGGUCGUGGAGCAGGUCGCGAUGGCGUCAGGCAGCACGAGCAGUGAGGAGGAGAGGAGCCUGAGGGAGUGUGAGCUCUAUGUGCAGAAACACAACAUCCAGCAGCUUCUCAAAGACUGCAUUGUCCAGCUGUGCACCUCCAGGCCAGACAGACCCAUGGCCUUCCUUAGAGAGUACUUUGAGAGGCUGGAGAAGGAGGAAGCAAAGCAGAUCCAGAGCCAGCAGAAGGCCAGCAGCUCGCGCUCCGACUCGCGCGACGAGGAAGUGUCCCCGCCCAUGAACCCCGUGGUGAAGGGGCGCCGGCGGAGAGGAGCGUUCAGCGCAGAGGUCUACACGGAGGAGGACGCCGCGUCAUACGUCCGCAAGGUCAUUCCCAAAGACUACAAAACAAUGGCCGCCCUGGCCAAAGCCAUCGAAAAGAACGUGCUUUUCUCACACCUGGAUGACAACGAGAGGAGCGACAUCUUUGAUGCCAUGUUUCCAGUGACCUACAUUGCCGGGGAGACAGUCAUUCUGCAGGGCGAUGAAGGUGAUAACUUCUACGUUAUCGACCAAGGGGAAAUGGACGUGUAUGUGAAUAAUGAGUGGGUGACCAGCAUUGGGGAGGGGGGCAGCUUCGGAGAGCUGGCCCUGAUCUAUGGGACGCCCAGGGCAGCUACGGUCCGAGCCAAGACCAACGUCAAGCUGUGGGGCAUCGACAGAGACAGCUACAGGAGAAUACUCAUGGGCAGCACCUUGAGGAAGAGGAAGAUGUAUGAAGAGUUCCUCAGGAAGGUCUCCAUUCUAGAGUCUCUGGACAAAUGGGAGCGCCUGACAGUGGCCGACGCCCUGGAGCCUGUGCAGUUUGAGGACGGCCAGAAGAUCGUGGUGCAGGGAGAGCCAGGGGAUGAGUUCUUCAUCAUCCUUGAGGGUUCUGCGGCCGUGUUGCAGCGCCGGUCAGAGAACGAGGAGUUUGUGGAGGUGGGGAGGCUAGGACCCUCCGACUACUUUGGCGAGAUCGCGCUGCUGAUGAACCGCCCCCGUGCGGCCACAGUGGUGGCCCGCGGCCCUCUGAAGUGUGUGAAGCUGGACCGGCCGCGGUUCGAGCGCGUCCUAGGCCCCUGUUCCGACAUCCUCAAGCGCAACAUCCAGCAGUACAACAGCUUCGUCUCGCUCUCCGUCUGAGGAAGAUUCCUGUCCUGUCCUCCCUCCGCCUCCUCUCCUCCUCUCCUCACCUCCUCAUCCACCUCCCUUACUCCUGCUUCCCUGGUGCCUCCCCUAAACCCUCCCUCUUCCUUCCCUAAAUCCACUUUUUAGACCCAGGGUCCACCAAUGCAAUUAGCUUUUUCUUUUCGGUCACUUACUCUGUUAGCUUCUUUUUUGUUGACUACUGUUAUUAUUCUUUGUUUGUUGUCGUCAUUUUUACAUGCAUUUUACUUGCUGCUCCCAGUGGCCCUAGCUCACCCCCUCCAAGCCCCACGGGUCUUUCCCAGAGCACCUAUUAUAAAGAGCCUCUCUCUGCACUCACAGGUCUAUCUAUCUAUUUUUGGCACCUCUAGUUUGAACUCUGGACUGGGUUGUUAGGGGUUCAUGUCCCACCAGUCCCAGUGAUGAUAUUUGACAAUCAGUCUUUACUGAAUCCCCCCCCCCCACCCUGUGUACUUUAAUUAGUUGGCUAGAGGUGAAACAAAAGCGUAAAAGUAUAAUUCAUCUUAACAAUGUCCCUGUGUAGAGUAUGUUGGGUAGAUACGGUGGAUAUCUAAUGUAGACCAGAAUCUUGCUAAGUCUUAGCUGGCCACACAUGAUCCUAUGUCUUUGUUUGGCCAUAUUUGGUUCUUGGCCCUGCUAAUCGAUGGCUUUCUUUUCUGGCCACUGACAAUGUUGUCACAUUUACCUUCCAUUAUUGAAAAGGUUUGGCUUGUCAA